Messenger RNA from Aplosporella prunicola CBS 121167, 2652 nucleotides. RefSeq lists its product as uncharacterized. The transcript is spliced from 7 exons. Gene Ontology annotation, molecular function: DNA binding; DNA-binding transcription factor activity, RNA polymerase II-specific; zinc ion binding. The coding region runs from base 1 to 2652 and encodes 883 amino acids. Gene Ontology annotation, cellular component: nucleus. Gene Ontology annotation, biological process: DNA-templated transcription; regulation of DNA-templated transcription. Lineage: Eukaryota; Fungi; Ascomycota; Dothideomycetes; Botryosphaeriales; Aplosporellaceae. The record is from RefSeq and is a predicted model, not a curated record.
AUGUCGCGCCCUCAGGUCGGCAUCGACCGCCUGCCCGCUCGUCGGAUGAGCAACGAGCCACGCGAGUCGAUGAACUGCAAGAGCUGUCGCAAGCGCAAGAUCAAAUGCAAUCGCAUGCGCCCGACGUGCGAGGCCUGCCAGGUCUUCGCAUGCCCUUGCAUCUACGACGCCGUCCCCAAGAAGCGCGGACCAAAGACCGACGUGCUGGAGGCGUUGCUCAAACGCGUCGACGGCCUGGAAAAGCGCCUGCACGAGGAGAACAAGAAUAAAUCUGAUGUCGAACCCGCCCCACCAAAGCCCAUCGAAGACUUUAAUACCCCACCCUCCAAGCCCGCCCUGCAAAAGACCGAGCUGCCCGCCGUCGCCGCUUCGACUGCUUCCGUUUCUCCCACCGACAUCAGGUACGUUGCUGGACCUGAGACGCGGGAUCUUCCCGUUCGGCUGACCGAGUGCAGCCAUCAGCCUCUUGUCCAUCAACGGCCGGACAUUCUGCUGGACACGUACUUUGCAAGAAUUCACGGGAAGCCUUAUUACAUCCUUGACGAGCUGACGACACGUCAACGACUGCAGCAUCAGCAGCUGCCGACUCAUCUUGCCCAUGCCAUUUACGCCGUGAGUGCACGGUAUGCACCACAUCCGGCUGGGUACAAUGGCGCUUCUCGUGCGAGUGAAGAGCAUGCGGCUCAGGCCCGCAUCGAGCUCGACACUGAUGAGCCUUCGAUAGAGUCUCUUCAGACUCUUUUGCUACUUGCUCAGGCCAAUUAUCAAGCCGGUAGAGGCAAGAAAUCUUAUAUGUUAUCGACAUCUGCCAUCAGUAUGGCAUUCGCAUUGGAGUUGCAUCGAGAAUUGCCUUUGAUGAUUAAUGUUCCACCAUCUGAAAGAGAGGGUCGACGCCGGCUCUUUUGGGCAUGCUAUCUUAUGGAUAGGUUUGCUGCUUGUGGGUCUAAGCGGCCUUCUUUGAUUCAAGAUGAAGCAGUCAUGCUUCGUCUGCCUUCUUCCAUCACUGCUCCUGGAGCGAUGAUGCUGGAGGGAGAUUAUUUCCGAAACGGUUCAAACCUGCAGUACAUGGCCGGACCUGGCAAACACAACCAAAGUAGCUCGAUGAUGCUCAUCGGUAUCGCUCGGAUACUUGGCAUCACUAACCGUUACCUCGCCGCCGGAGGUGUGAAGGGAGACUCGCAUUUCCCGUGGCAUUCCUUGUCCAACUUGUCCAAGAUUCGGCACGAAUUGGACUUGUGGGCGGCUGAAACCCAGGACACUUUUAGUUCACUCGAGACCCUUUUUGGCCAUGCCGAUAGCACUAUGCUCGUGCUGAGCAAGUUGGUGUACCAUUUGAUACACUGUCUCAUCUACCGGCCGUUCCUUCCCAUGGACCUUGCUGAGUUGUCUAUUACCGGCCAUCAUCAAUCCUGGCAGAUUGAAGCGACAAAUCUCUGUUUCUUACACGCAAACGCCAUAGCCGAACUCGUGGAGAUUGGAAGAGCGUCCUCGAUAAUUGACUGGCCAGCUUUUGUUGGCUACUGCGUUGGGACCGCCGGAACCAUUCAUGUUCAUGGAGCCCAUUAUAGAGGUCGAGAGGGAGAGCUUCUUUCGAGAGAGAUGCAUCAAUUGGCCGAGCUCCGCUUCAUAUGGGCAGGCAUACAGCAUCAACGUGACACCCUGCAGUGGAUAUAUGGGUGUCAUUCGGAGUUGGCGAAAUCCCUGGCGGGAAAUGCCAUGCGUUUCUCGCCUGUCCUAGAACUCGAGGACUUUUUCGACCGAUACCCGGGUCAAGCGGUCGAUGGAGCGCAUGUUACUUUUGCAGAUUUGUCCAUGGAUAGGACUGACCAGGGUAGUAUUUCCUUGUACACAACUUCACCACAGAAUCCAUAUGCCACGGCAAGUAGCUUUCCGCUAGCAAACCAACCGCCACUUCUACCAUCACAACCCACUCAACCCACGAGUCCUCUCGAACGUCGGCGCAAACGCCGCGCAACGGUAGCCACGGGCAUAUCCCACUCAACAAGCCAACAAAAGCGAGGCAGUUCCACUUCAGCCCAUUCCAGCCUCGAGGCUCCAACGUCUGCUUCGGAAUCGCAGCAACAGGAGGCGAUGAGUGAAAACCGCGACACCAACCACGGCACUAAUGACAAUGAUACUAAUAACCACACGCGUCUGGCAGACAUAAACAUUGCCGCUUCCAACGCCCUCUCGCCACACAUGUCCGCUUUUCAACAGCAGGUCAUCACGCCCUUUUCCCCUAACUUUACCUUUUCCGCUUUUACGCCUGAGAACGUUGGCGCUGGGAGCUCGUCGCAGGCACAGUCGCAGGCGCAGGCGCAGUCACAGCCGCAUUCACAGCCGCAUUCACAACCGCAGUCACAGCAGCAGUCACAGCCGGCACAGUCACAGCAGUCGCAGCAACAAACACAACCACAGCAGCAGCUGCAAGACCCCGGCUCCUCGCAGCAAACCAACGCUUACGACCCCAUGUUUGGCAUCCCGACGCCAUACGAGCAGCAAGGCACGCCCGGCGCGGCCAGCGCGGCUGGCUCGACGCACACGGAGAGCGAAAAAGACCCGUUCCUGACGCUGCUGGAGCAGCUGGCUGAGAAUGAACAGAGCCGCGGCGGGCCCAGCGAGCUGGACUUUUUCCUUAGUGGGGGGAACUAG